Molecule: messenger RNA, 3204 nt
Organism: Orcinus orca (killer whale)
Lineage: Eukaryota; Metazoa; Chordata; Mammalia; Artiodactyla; Delphinidae
Gene: EMX2
Product: empty spiracles homeobox 2
Exons: 3
Coding region: 1152-1910 (252 amino acids)
Biological process (GO): brain development; neuron differentiation; regulation of DNA-templated transcription
Molecular function (GO): DNA binding; DNA-binding transcription factor activity, RNA polymerase II-specific
Source: RefSeq, a predicted model, not a curated record
ACCCGCGCCCGCGGGGGGCAGCAGCGGCAUAGCGCUAGGCGCGAGGAAUAUGUGCAUCAGUGUGUCCGUCUGUCCCCCCAGCUCGGGCUCAGCAGGCUCGGGAUCCAGGGGGCCGCAGCAAAGGCGGCGCCGCUCGGGGACUCUGCAGGGACCGGGGUGCCCCGGAGGGAAUGGUGGUGGUGGAGAAGUAGGCGGUGGCUGAGGGGGAGGAGGUGGGGAAAGAGGAGGAGGAAGAAGAGGAGGAGGAGAAGGAGGAAGAGGAGGAGGAGAAGCCAAAGGAAGAGGAGGAGGCGAAAGAGGAGAAGAAGCCGCCGCGGGCGCCGCGGGAGCAAGUGAGCUAGGAGCGCGCGGCGACGGCGCCGAAAGGCCGGGCGGCCUGGCGGGCGCAGGAGGCACGGCCGAGGCAGCGGCGCCGACUCCGUUCCACUCUCGGCCUGGAUCCAGGCCUCCGGGUUCCCAGGCGCUCGCCUCCUUCUGACGCACUUUAAAGAGUCUCCCCCCUUCCACCUCAGGGCGAGUAAUAGCGACCAAUCAUCAAGCCAUUUACCAGGCUUCGGAGGAAGCUGUUUAUGUGAUCCCCGCACUAAUUAGGCUCAUGAACUAACAAAUCGUUUGCACAACUUGUGAAGAAGCGAACACUUCCAUGGAUUGUCCUUGGACUUAGGGCGCCCUGCCCGCCUUUUGCAGAGGAGAGAAAACUUUUUUUUGCCUCCCCCGAGAAACUUCCCCCCCUCCCGCCUCUAACUUCGAUCCCCCCCACGCCAUCUCGCAAAAAAAAAAAAAAAAAAAAAGAAAAGAAAAACAAAAGAAAAAAAAUUACCCCAAUCCACGCCUGCAAAUUCUUCUGGAAGGAUUUUUCCCCCUCUCUCCAGGUUGGGCGCGUUUGGUGCAAGAUUCUCGGGAUCCUCGGUGUUGCCUCUCCCUCCCCCUCCCCCCUUCUUUCCUUCUUCCUUUCCUUUCCUUUCCUUUCUUUCUCCCUUUCCUCCCCCACCCCCAUCCCCACCCCCACCCCCACCCCCACCCCCACCCCCAACAAACAAGUCCCCAAUUCUCGUCCGUUCUCGCCGCGGGCAGCGGGCAGCGGGCGGCGGAGGCAGCGCGCCGCGGUCGCCGGGAGCUGGGAGCCCCGGGCGCCCGCUCCUCGGCGCAGCAUGUUCCAGCCGGCGCCCAAGCGCUGCUUCACCAUCGAGUCGCUGGUGGCCAAGGACAGUCCCCUGCCCGCCUCGCGCUCUGAGGACCCCAUCCGUCCCGCGGCGCUCAGCUACGCCAACUCCAGCCCCAUAAACCCGUUCCUCAACGGCUUCCACUCGGCCGCCGCCGCCGCCGCCGGCAGGGGCGUCUACUCCAACCCGGACUUGGUGUUCGCCGAGGCGGUCUCGCACCCGCCCAACCCGGCCGUGCCCGUGCACCCGGUGCCGCCGCCGCACGCCCUGGCCGCCCACCCCCUGCCCUCCUCGCACUCGCCACACCCCCUCUUCGCCUCGCAGCAGCGGGACCCGUCCACCUUCUACCCCUGGCUCAUCCAUCGCUACCGAUAUCUGGGCCACCGCUUCCAAGGGAACGACACAAGUCCGGAGAGCUUCCUUUUGCACAACGCGCUGGCCCGCAAGCCGAAGCGGAUCCGAACCGCCUUUUCCCCGUCCCAGCUUCUGAGGCUGGAACACGCCUUCGAGAAGAACCACUACGUGGUGGGCGCAGAGAGGAAACAGCUGGCGCACAGCCUCAGCCUCACGGAAACUCAGGUAAAAGUAUGGUUUCAGAACCGAAGGACGAAGUUCAAAAGGCAGAAGCUGGAGGAAGAAGGCUCAGAUUCGCAACAAAAGAAAAAAGGGACGCACCAUAUUAACCGGUGGAGAAUCGCCACAAAGCAGGCGAGUCCCGAGGAAAUAGAUGUGACCUCAGACGAUUAAAAACACAAACAGAACCCCUCAGAAACGGACAACACGGAGCAAAACAGAGACAGGGAGAGGAGGGGAAGAAGAAAAAACCCUACAAAACAAAAACAAACCACACACACAUUCACGGAGAAGGGGAGAGGGAGUCAGAGAGAGGGGCGGCGCGACGCAGACGCUGGGCGGCAAGAGCGCGGGGUCCCGAUCCGAGGCCGCGCCGAGAUGGCAGAGGACGGAGGCUCCUUGAUGAACACGCAACCCUUGUCUGAAGAGGCAGCUUGUGAGAGACAGACAGAGACAGACAGAGAGAGAGAGAGAGAUCCAAAGGUGGCAAAGCCGAAGGCGCUCUGACAAGGGGAGCUGUCAGUCAAAGGCCAAACCAGCGAGACAAGAUGAUUGGCAGGUAUUCCGGUUAUCUCGCAGUCCGAUUUUUUAAAAAAAUGAUGAUGAUAAUCAUAAUGAUAAAAGAAAACCCCCAACCAGGCACAGGACUUUUUAUUUUGCACUUCGAAGUGUUUUUUUCCCCAAUCUUUAAAAGUAAUCAGUGAUAAUAACCGUUGGGAUUCCACAUCCAGCCCCAUCCCACACCUGUUCAAAAACUUGAAUUGCAUGUAGCAGUUGUUGGGCGAAUGGUGUCUUAAGACAGAAAGUGAAUUGUAAUUUUCUUUUCCUUUUAAAGACAGGUUCUGCGUGCUUUUGAUUUUGAUUUUUUUGCAAGAAAUGUGCAGUCUGUAAACACUUUUUGAAACCUUCUGACGUCAAAGUGAUUGUGAAAAAGCUAACUGAAGUAGGCUCAGCGAUAGCGAUCCUCUUUCAGAGAAAUGGGGAGCAGGAUGGGGGCUGGGGGUGGAGGGGGAGGGUGCCCACAAGAGGAGUCAGGACUUGUACUGGGAAAAAAACCCCUAAAUUAAUUCUAUUUCUUGGACAUUCCUUUCCUAACAUCCCAAGGCUUAAAACCAUGAACUAAACUCCUUUUAGUGGUUGAAGGUAUUGGCCGAGUUCAACCAUUUGCCGUAAAUAAAGGCCAUUCCAAACUUUCAAUCUAUCUAUUGCAAAGACUGAAGGACUGUAGUUAGCGGGGAUGAUAAGUGUGGCCAAGAACACGGCAGCAAGUUUUCAAGCACUGAGUUUCUAUUCCAAGAUCAUAGACUUACUAAAGAGAGUGACAAAUGCUUCCUUAAUGUCUUCUAUACCAGAAUGUAAAUAUUUUUGUGUUCUGUGUUAAUUUGUUAGAAUUCUAACACACUAUAUACUUCCAAGAAGUAUGUCAAUGUCAAUAUUUUGUCAAUAAAGAUUUAUCAAUAUGCCCUCA